UAGUGGCAUCGUUUUAAAUACGAUUCUUUGGUAUAGCUAGAUAGUAAUUAUUAGUUAAUUUGAAAAAUUAAGUUUUGUUUGUUGAUUUUUUUUUGAAAGGAUGUAUUUUGUUGAUCUGGUUGGCUAGUACAGUAUAAUGCUUAAUGCUUCGGGGAAAAUCUCAUGUUAAGGCCUUGUUUGGAUGUAGUCGGAUUCACAUCAAUCCACAGGUUGGAUUGGAGUGAAAUUUGAACUAAAUUUCACCCCAAUCCACUCCAACACGCGUGGAUUGAGAUGAAUCUGACAACAUUCAAACAAGGCCUAAAGCGAAAAAAGUACACAAGUGAUAAUACUAUACUGUAUACGUAUGGUUGUCACUUGUUUAACAAGCUUACUACUCUCGGUACGCAAGAGGUGCAUCACUUCGUUCGGCUUGAAGUUUCACAUUCAAGCUUCAUAGUCAUGGAUUAACGUGAGAUGAGGUAGAGGCGUAGAGCUAAUGUGCGCACGCACAACCACCAGCUCAUGGAUGAAGCAGCUGACGAACGCUUCCCGGCAAGGCCGCCACGGCCGCGUUCUCCACCUCUUCUUCGCCCACCUCCGACGCGGCGAUCGCGGCUUGGUGGACCUGCACCCCGCGGCCGUCCCCACGGCGCUCCGCGCCUGCGCGCGCCUCGGAAACGCUUCCUCCGGCCGCCUAAUCCACGCGCUCGUCAUCACCCGGUUCCCGUUCCUCGCCGCCGACGCCGUCGCCGCCACCGCGCUUCUCGACAUGUACGCCAAAUGCGGCCUGGUCGCGAGUGCCCAGAGGGUGUUCGACGAAAUGCCGCGAAAGGAUGACCUCGUCGCCUGGAACGCGCUGGUCGCAUGCUACGCGCGCCACGCCCUCCCGGACCGGGCCCUGGCGCUAGCCAUCAAGAUGCGGGGCCAAUGCCUGCGACCCGACCUGAUGACAUGGAACGCCGUCAUCUCUGGUUUCGCGCUAGCUGGCGACGACCAGAUGGCCGGGGAAUUGGUCGGCGCCAUGGAGGAGGACGGGUUCCAGCCGGACGUGGUCACUUGGACAUCGCUUGUAUCCGGCUCGGUGCUGAACUUCCAGUAUGCCAGGGCGCGCGUGCUGUUCCGGAGAAUGGUGACCGCUGGCAACCCCGUCCUGCCGUGCUCGGCCACGAUUGUCAGCAUCCUGCCUGCCUUCGCCAAUGUCGCUGACGUGAAGCGUGGCAAGGAAGUCCACACCUACGCCGUGGUGACCGGCGUCGAACAGGAGCUUACUGUGGGCAGCGCUCUACUAGAUAUGUACACGAAGAGCGGGUUCCUGCUGGAAGCACGCCGGCUGUUCGACAGGAUGGCGGAAAGAAGCACGGUGACUUGGAAUUCCAUGAUCUUCGGGCUGGCGAAUUCAGGCCACUGCCAAGAAGCCAUCGGUCUCUUCAACCGGAUGCUGUGCGACGGAGCAAGGCCGGAUCACCUGACGUUCACAGCCGUUCUGACGGCUUGCAGCUACGCCGGCAUGGUGGAGCUCGGGAAGAGCCUGUACCGCGACAUGCAGGAAGAGCACGGCAUCGAGCCGAGGCUGGAGCACUGCGCAUGCAUGGUGCAUUUGCUUGGCCGAGCCGGCUGGCUCGCCGAGGCUUAUGAUUUCAUCAAAGCCAUGCCCCUGGAGCCUGACUGCUUCGUCUGGGGGGCGUUGCUGGGGGCAUGCCGGAGCCAUGGCGACAUCAAGCUUGCCGAGCUGGCUGCGUCCCACCUGCUAACCGUCGAGCCGGCCAAUGCAGCUAGUUGCCUGCUACUCUCGGACUCGCUGGCAGGUGCAGGCAGACAAGAUGAUGUUACGAAGAUGAAGAGGCUGGCAAAGAGACGGCGCAUGAAGAAGCUGGAUGGCUGCAGCUGGCUGAGUGAGUCUACAUAAUCGAGAGCUCUGAGAUCAUCAGAAGUACAUGAUUGAUUGAUUGAUCACAGAUUCAUGGUUGCCUAGAUUUGUAGAAGCAAACAUCCCAGAGUUCAGGUUACCUCGUCUAAUUAGCCGCUUUCCUACAAAUGCAUGUAUUGGUCUGUUUGAUGCUACCAUGGAAAUAGAAAUGCUGUGCUACUGAGAUUUGGUAGAUGAAA
This is a messenger RNA of Sorghum bicolor (sorghum), 2088 nucleotides long. Its product is annotated as pentatricopeptide repeat-containing protein At5g59600. The transcript has a single exon. Gene Ontology annotation, biological process: RNA modification. Gene Ontology annotation, molecular function: protein binding; RNA binding. Lineage: Eukaryota; Viridiplantae; Streptophyta; Magnoliopsida; Poales; Poaceae. Bases 479 to 1888 code for a protein of 469 amino acids. The record is from RefSeq and is a predicted model, not a curated record.